Molecule: messenger RNA, 685 nt
Organism: Pollicipes pollicipes
Lineage: Eukaryota; Metazoa; Arthropoda; Thecostraca; Pollicipedomorpha; Pollicipedidae
Exons: 4
Coding region: 203-685 (160 amino acids)
Source: RefSeq, a predicted model, not a curated record
GGUAAUGAAAGAAGUGGACUUAAGCACACAAGUUGGACGUUACGAAUUUAUGUUAUUCAAUUAUUGGUUUCGAGCUUUGGUCGCCGCCUAUUUGCGUUGAAAUACGAGCGACCAUUGCGUCUGCCGGUUGGACGGCUAACUGCGCGACGCCAGCCAGUAACGACGCGGCUCUCCGUCGACGAGCAGCGCCCCGGUCGAGGCGAUGUACGAGGGCGGCAGCUGCUCGGACCUGAGCUCGGGCGGUCCGUUGGACCUGAAGCGGGGCCAGUUGAUGACCUCCCGGCUGGGCGCCGCGCCGCACGCCAUCAAGGAGGAGCUGGCCGGCGCCGUGGAGUGGCCCGCCGGCUGUGGCUACCGGCUGCCCAGCUGGGGCGCCGGCGCGCCGUUCGACCCGCUCAAGAGCAGCGUCGACCGCGUCAAGAUGGCGCCGCCCGAGCUGGGCCGCGAGCGCUCCUACUUCAGCCCGGGCUUGUACCUGGGCCGCGACUCACUCGCCGCCUGCCCGCGCGACAUGAGCGAGCAGGAGAAGCGUAUGACAGAUAAAACUCCGCUGCAGAAUUUAACACAAGCCGCAACGCAACUAACAGACCCAGGGGCGGAUCAAGGGGUUGCAGGGUGCGCCGCCACCAUCGCCUACCAAACGGCUCUGCUGACACAGGUCUACUAUAUCCCAGUGGAGAAGUGA